Molecule: messenger RNA, 2277 nt
Organism: Notolabrus celidotus (New Zealand spotty)
Lineage: Eukaryota; Metazoa; Chordata; Actinopteri; Labriformes; Labridae
Product: interferon-inducible GTPase 5-like
Exons: 3
Coding region: 40-1329 (429 amino acids)
Cellular component (GO): membrane
Molecular function (GO): GTP binding
Source: RefSeq, a predicted model, not a curated record
AAGAAGUCUGGACUCUCUGAUAAACUCUGUUGGUGUAGGAUGGAUGUUAUUGUCGCAGCUGAAGAACUGGUUCAGUGUCCUGCUCUCCUCUCAUCUGCCUCUACAUCAGGACUCCAGGAGCUUGCUGUGAUGGAUCAACCAGAAUCCUUAGAAACCAUGGAGUUAAUGAGAGAGAUCACAGAGGCAAUGAAUAAGAGUCCUGCUGAAGGAGCUGCAAAAAUCCAGGAGUGUUUAGAGAAAGAGAAGAACACUCCACUGAAUAUUGCCAUCACAGGAGAGUCUGGCUCUGGUAAAUCCACCUUUGUUAAUGCUUUAAGAGGCGUAGACAACAGGGAUGAGAGAGCUGCUCCUACUGGUUGUAAUGAAACCACCAUGGAGGUCACACCGUACCCCCAUCCAAUCUUUCCCAAUGUAACAUUCUGUGAUCUUCCUGGUAUCGGCACUAUGAAUUAUCCAACUGCAGAGUACCUGAAGAAGGUUGGAUUCGAGAAGUUUGACUUCUUCAUCAUCGUCUCAGCUGAUCGCUUCAGAGAAAAUGACGUAAAGCUGGCGAAGGAGAUCCAGAAGAUGGAGAAGAAGUUCUACUUUGUUCGCUCGAAGAUUGACGACAACUUACGUGCUGAGGAGAGGAGUACACGGGACUUCAAUGCAGGAAGAACCCUUGGAGGAAUCAGGGAAAAUUGCAUUCAAGGUCUUCAGGAUCAAGGUUUUGAGUCUCCUCAGGUCUUCCUGGUGUCCAGCUUUGAUCUCAAGCUCUAUGAUUUCAAGCAGUUACAGGAGACCCUGCAGAGAGAACUUCCUGAACACAAGAAGGACGUCUUCCUGUUAGCCAUGCCAAAUAUCAGCCAGGGGAUCAUCGAGAAGAAGAAAAAGGUUUUGCAAAGUAAAUUAAAGUAUUAUGGCCUCAUAUCUGCAGGCAUAGCAUCUGCACCAGUUCCUGGGCUCUCUAUUGUGGCCGACCUAUCCAUGCUUGUCAAUGCAGCUGUUAUGUUCCAAGCUACCCUUUGCCUCGAUAGUGAGUCACUGCAAAAUCUUGCUCUUAGCACGGGUGUGCCUUUAGGUGAUCUCAGAGCAGUGAUGACAUCACCACUGGCUGCAACACAAAUAAACAAAGAGCUCAUCAUAAAGGUACUCUCCAUGUCUGCUGCUGAAUUAGCUUUAAUGGCAGCCGAAGAGGGGUCCAGAUUCAUUCCAUUAUUGGGAAUCCCUGUAGCGAUGACCCUCUCUUUUACCUCCACCUACAGUGCUCUCCACACUUUCCUCAACAUGCUCGCUGAUGAUGCACAGAGGGUGUUCAAAAAGGCCCUAGGUUUGAACACAGCAGUGUGACAGGGUUAGAAACAGAGCAGAACUUAAGUCUGACAAAGAGCUCGACACAAAUGAGCUCCUGAAUUAAUUUAGUGGGUGCGUUGCAAUUUUACAGUCGUAGAAAGGCUGUGAAUGAAUGAUAUGUCAGACACAUUGGGCAGACUGGGUAAUGUGAUGUUUGACUCGUCAACAUUGAGCGCACCAAUGAGAUUAUUGCAUUCUUCAAAUAUAAGUGUCACUUGUAAAAGAAUGAGUGAAUAUUUCUCACGCCUAAAUCAUGGAUGUUCUUUACUCUUCAGUUUAAAAUGGAUUGGAUCGACAUAAUGAAAACAUGAAAUCCUAAAAGUCAGGUUAAAAACAGUUCACUUGAACUUAGAUCGAUUUGAAACUUGUGCAACUAUCUUCUUUUCACUCGCUUGUUUUCUUGUUCUGACUUCUUUAAGUUGUGGAAAAUGUGCCGACUGUCAUAAGUCACUUUUGUUUUUGUGUUGUAUUUUCUUUGUUGUUUUCUUUCUUUGAUUUCUAGUGUAUUUAGUAAGUUCCUUUAGUCCUCCUUGUGUCUUUUGGUACCUUCUCUUGUGUCGUUAUUCCAUGUGUGUUUCUAGUCUGUCGUGUUUCCUGUUUUAUUUUGUAGUUCUUAAACCCUGUGUGUCUGGUUUAGUUUCACUUCCUGUCGUUGUGUGUUUUCCUCAAUUAGAUCACACUCAUUUGUUUCACCUGUGUCCGCACCUGUUGCUUGUUACCCUGUGUAUUUAGUUUCUCUGAGUCCCCUCUCCUGUGUUAGUUCAUUGUGUGUCAUACCCGUCCCCGUGUUGUCUCCUUGUUGCGCUCUUUGUGUUUUUUGGUUGAAGAAAGAAGUUUUUGUUUCUCUCUUUUAGUUUAUUAAAUCAUUUUCUUAUGAAUCUGCAUUUUGAGACUUGCACCUUCUGUUUGCCUUCCUCUGAAAAGUGACAUUUUCCUCUGUAUAUG